AUGCAAUUUCAACAACUUCAAUUGCUACAAGCACAAAUUGCGGCGAAUCAACUCGCUCAACAACAAGCACAACAACAACAUCAACCACAGCACCAGCAACAAAGCAGUUUUAUUGCUCCUCGCUUCCAAGCUUUGGCAGCUCAACAUGAUGACACGGCCGUCUUAGGUCCCAGCGGUCGUCCACAACUCGCCCCGACAUUUACCUUCGGUGCCAAGCAACCCGGUCCUUUGUCGCCGGUCCGGGAUGAUGUGACAUCUCCGUCUCAGCAUCCCGUCACAAUCAACAGAAGCGAGGGUAUCGGGGGUGCAGCUGCUACUGGUCUUGCUGGCCUAGCGGCAAGGGCACAUCGAAGGACAGGCAGCGAGAUCUCGCCGGCCAUGCAGCAACAACUCGAGUUACAAGAACAGAUUGAAGCUUUGCAAGCCAAACAAAAGGCAUUGAUGCAAGAGGAAGCCGGCGCACACGGCUCCUCGCCUCUUCAAGAUCUCAGCAACAACCUUGCCCGUCACAGACGUGUACAAUCCAGCCUGCCCACUGCGAGCUUGCCCGACCAACUUGCCAAUCCAUUUGUGCACCCCGAAUCACCGCCCAGCUCCUACCAAGCGCAGCAAGUCAUUCGCGGGUUUAACGAAAGCCAAUCAUCUCACAAUCGACGUCAUAGCGUCAACGUGUUCAACAAGCCUGCGGGCCACGGCGCUGGGUUCAGCAUUGGCAGUAUAUCCGAUCUCCCUGAGGGUUUACCCAACGGCGCGGGGCAUCAUCGCUCUGGUUCUCGGGGUGGCUUCGAGUCUGGCUCAUGGCGUUCACAAGGAGGAGGAAUCUCAGGAGGUGUAGCCGAUCUCGCGGCUGCUCAAGCUCAACUCCAAUCCCUUGGACAAUUCCGGGCUGCCGCUGGGGGCGGUCAUGCAAAGAUGGCCUCGUUCAGCUUCCCCAAUAUCCUUCCAAACCUAUUGGCGGCAACAACACUGCAGGCGCCAGCGGGGCAGACAAUUUGGCAACAACAACAAGCUUUCCAGUUGCAACUGCAACAAAGUGCUCAAGGUCCACUUCGAAAGUCUCUCUUCGCUCCUUAUCUCCCUCAAACGUCGUUGCCGCCCUUGCUAGCCGCUGGCAAGUUGGUGGUUGGUGUUUUGCGAGUCAACAAGAAGAAUCGAUCCGAUGCUUACGUUGCGACGGAUGUCCUGGACGCCGACAUUUACAUCAGCGGCUCAAGAGACCGGAACCGAGCUUUGGAGGGAGACAUUGUAGCCGUCGAACUUCUUGAUGUCGAUGAAGUGUGGGUCACCAAAAAGGACAAGGAAGACAAGAAACGCAAGAAAGAAGAGAGCGGGUAUUACGAUACGAAACCUCAUAAACGAGUUGAAAAGAAGAAAGAUGAUGUGGAGGUAGAAGGUCAAGGAUUGACUCUGUUCGAAGACGAGGAAGUGACCGACGAAGCCCGACCUGCAUAUGCCGGACACGUCGUAGCUGUCGUCGAACGUAUGCCCGCUCAACUCUUCUCCGGUCAACUAGGGCUUUUACGACCCUCUUCUGUCGCCACGAAGGAGAAACAAGACCUGGAACGUCGCGAAAGAGGCGAAGAGGAGUCCAAAGUUAAACGAGGAAACGAAGCGAAACCAAAGAUCGUUUGGUUCAAACCCACUGACAAACGUGUUCCUCUCAUGGCUAUCCCAACAGAUCAAGCUCCGGCUGACUUUAUGGACAAUCCUGAUGCUUAUGCCGAACGUCUCUUUGUGGCUUGUAUCAAACGUUGGCCGAUCAGUUCUUUACAUCCUUUUGGAACUUUGGUAGAAGAAUUAGGUCCGAUUGGGGAUUGCGAGGUGGAGACUGCCGCAUUGUUGAAAGAUUGUAAUUUCCCGACGGAGGACUUUUCGGAAUCCGCCUUGAAAUGCGUCCCACCGUUGCCUUUUGCUAUUCCGGAGAGGGAUAUAGAGGCAAGGACGGAUUUGAGAGGUGAAAGGGUGUUUACGAUCGAUCCACCGAACGCUAAAGAUUUGGACGAUGCCUUGAGUAUCUCCAGCGAUGCCGAAGGCAAUUAUUUGGUGGGUGUGCAUAUAGCCGACGUGUCGUACUUUGUCAAAACGAAUUCUGCUUUAGAUCGAGAAGCCCGAAGACGAGGUACCACCGUUUACCUCGCUCAACGUGCUGUUCCCAUGUUACCCCCGCAAUUGAGCGAGGGUUUGUGUUCCCUUCGACCAGGAGAAGAGCGAUUGGCUUUCUCUGCCAUGUUCAUCGUCAGUAAAGACGGUGUUGUUUUGGAUAAAUCGUUUGGACGGAGUGUCAUCAACAGAUCUUGCGCUCAGUUAUCGUACUCCGAUGUGCAAAAUGUCAUCACUGGCAGUUUGCUGCCUCCCGACAAGAUUGUCGCCCACAGCACGUCGGCUGUGGAAGAUGAUAUACGGGCUCUCUAUGUACUCUCUGCCAAACUUCGAGAUCGGCGACUAGACAAUGGUGCCAUGCUCGCCAAGAAAAUCAAACUGUCAUUCACCUUGGACGAGGAAGGUCGCCCUAUUGACUGUCGUUCUCAGAAAAAGACAGAUUCGAACAUGCUCGUCGAGGAGUUCAUGCUGUUGGCAAACACGUCAAUCGCACAGGUCAUAGCUAGCGGGUUGCCCGAACAAGCCCUGUUACGUCGACAUGAGCCUCCUAUCGAGAGAAGAUUAGCCGGCUUUGUCAAAAGAGCGGAGAAACUGGGAUACACAUUUGACCCUGCUUCCGCUGGUACGCUACAAAAAUCGUUCGAAGCUGUGGAAGACGAGGACGCGGCAGUAUGUCUGGAAUUGCUGAAGCGGAAGUCGAUGCAACAGGCGAGAUACUUCUGCACCGGUAUGCUGGAUAUUGCCAAAUAUUGGCAUUGGGCCUUGAACAUUCCUCUGUACACUCAUUUCACCUCUCCGAUCCGACGAUAUGCCGAUGUGCUCGUUCAUAGGAUGUUGGAUGCGUGUUUGACAACAAACCCCACCGAUGUGAAAUUCCACAUGGACCGCGAUGCCGUUGCCAAGUGUGCACAGCAAUGCAAUAUGAAGAGGCAAAACGCAAAACUCGCAGAGGACCAGUCUAUACAUCUUUACUUGUGUAUGUUGAUACAUGAUCUUACCGAGAAGUAUGGGCCUGUGGUUCGUGAGGCGCGUGUGUUGGGUGUGUUAGAUGCGGCAUUUGACGUGUUUAUUCCCGAGUUCGGAGUCGAAAAACGGGUUCACGUAGAUAAGAUGCCUCUCGAAAAUACACUCUUCGACGAAGGUCGUGAUGUCUUAUCACUCUAUUGGACAACACAAGAUGUCCUCUCUUACCUCGUCUCUGAAUCAGAUGAUCCUCAUCUGGCUAAAAUUCACGCUCGUCAAAUAUCAAGUUUCAAGGUAAACUCGGACCAUUCUCGCGCUUCCGACGCUGCCAAGUUGCUCGAACCGAGCGAAAGUUUGAUCGUGCGUUCUAGCCAGUAUGCUACAUCGGCUCAUGGAGUUCCAUUGGAGUUUGAUGGGUUGAGAAUCAGUGGAGGUCAUAAGAUACAAGAUGUGAGGAGGUUGAUGAAGAUUCCAGUGAUAGUGACUAGUGAUAUGACCAAGAGUCCACCCGUUUUAGUGGUGUAUGCUUGUGAGUGUUUUUUUUUCAAUUGA
Molecule: messenger RNA, 3615 nt
Organism: Tremella mesenterica DSM 1558
Lineage: Eukaryota; Fungi; Basidiomycota; Tremellomycetes; Tremellales; Tremellaceae
Exons: 14
Coding region: 1-3615 (1204 amino acids)
Cellular component (GO): exosome (RNase complex); P-body
Molecular function (GO): RNA binding; 3'-5'-RNA exonuclease activity
Source: RefSeq, a predicted model, not a curated record